Molecule: messenger RNA, 423 nt
Organism: Pistacia vera
Lineage: Eukaryota; Viridiplantae; Streptophyta; Magnoliopsida; Sapindales; Anacardiaceae
Product: nudix hydrolase 1-like
Exons: 2
Coding region: 1-423 (140 amino acids)
Biological process (GO): dGTP catabolic process
Cellular component (GO): cytosol
Molecular function (GO): 8-oxo-7,8-dihydrodeoxyguanosine triphosphate pyrophosphatase activity
Source: RefSeq, a predicted model, not a curated record
AUGGAGAACGUGCCGAGAGUAGGCGUAGCAGUGUUCGUGUUGCGUGGGAAAACAGUGCUGUUGGGGCGGCGCCGCUCCUCCAUCGGUGACUCUACCUAUGCUCUUCCCGGCGGCCAUCUCGAAUUUGGAGAGAGCUUCGAGGAGUGUGCAGCGAGAGAACUGAAAGAGGAAACUGGGUUGGAUAUCCAGAAAACGGACUUCUUAACCGCAACUAACACCAUCUUUAAAGAACCUAAACCAGCACAGUAUGUAACUAUUUUUAUGCGGGCAAUGUUGGAUAAUCCUCAACAGGUGCCCCAAACUCUUGAACCAGACAAGUGUUAUGGUUGGGAUUGGUAUAACUGGGAAGAUCUCCCUAAUCCACUGUUUUGGCCUUUAGAGAAAAUGGUGCAAAGUGGGUUCAAUCCCUUCCCGGCUGAGUAG